AUGCCACAGACUUGCGACGGAGUUGACACAUCACUUGGGUCUGGAACAUCAAGCAAUGGAAGCCAGUGGAAGAUAUUCGUGCACAUAGAGGAAACGACAACGUACUUCGACAUACCGAUGGAUGUCACCGCUACAGCCCAUGGUGAGGUCAAGGUUAGAGCAGCCACAGAUCCGCCACCGGAUGGAGGGUGGAGGGCAUGGUUAUGCGUCCUAUGUGGCCAUUUCAUUUUCAUGAAUACUUGGGGCUUCAUCAAUAGCUUCGGGAUCUUCCAAACUUAUUAUACCUCAGUCUUAGACCUCCCAGCUGCGGAUGUCUCAUGGAUUGGCUCAAUCCAAGUGUUCCUGAGCUUUUUCAUUGGUGCCGUGGUCGGGCGUUACACCGAUGCUGGUUACCUGCGCCUCAUGCUAGUUUGCGGUGCAACCUUGAUACUCGUGGGUAUCUUUACGGCCUCAUGUGCUACUCAAUACUGGCAAUUAGUCCUUUCUCAAGGGAUAUGUUGCGGACUUGGCAACGGCUUUCUCGUCACCCCAGCUGUUGCUGUUGUUUCGACGUAUUUUGAGCGGAAACGCUCGUUGGUGAUUGGCCUUACCACUUGUGGAUCCGUUACGGGCGGGCUCAUAUUCCCUGCUAUGGCUAGGCAACUCAUACCGACCAUCGGAUUUGCGUGGACGCUUCGUGCCAUUGGUUUUGUUCAACUCGCAACACUGGCCGUUAUAAUGGCCUUUAUGAAGUCACGACUACCUCCACAAAGCCCCUACCAUCUAGUGGAUUGGGCCUCUUUUAAAGAACGGGAGUAUACAUUCUUCACUGUGGGAAUGUUUUUUAACUUUUGGGCUGUCUUUUUCGGUUAUUUUUUUCUCGGUUCAUUUAGCCGAGAUGUUAUCGGGCUAACUUAUGUUGAAUCGUUGAACCUUCUUUUGGUCCUCAAUGGUGUCGGCAUCAUUGGCCGAACUCUACCUAAUUACUUGGCUGACAAAGUAGGACCCCUUGGUAUGUUGAUACCGGCCUGCCUACUAGCGAGUGUCAUGGUCUUUUCUUGGAUUGCAGUCCAUACAUUGAGCCAACUAUACGCCUGGACAGUUUUAUAUGGAAUUAUUGGUGGAAGCAUUCUCAGCCUCUUCCCUGCUGGCAUUUCCAGUUUAACCACAGAUUUAAGCACGCGAGGAGCCCGCAUUGGUAUGAAUUUUACUGUCAUCAGCUUUGCCGUUUUGACUGGAAAUCCAAUUGCCAGCGCGAUUAUCGCGGCUCAGCACGGCGCUUACAUCGGUGCCCAAGUAUUCAUGGGUAUCAGUUUGUUAGUUGGAAUGGUAUUCAUUUACUUCGCCCAAAUUAUAAAGGAAAAGAGCGCAUAA
Messenger RNA from Pestalotiopsis fici W106-1, 1353 nucleotides. RefSeq lists its product as uncharacterized. The record is from RefSeq and is a predicted model, not a curated record. Gene Ontology annotation, biological process: transmembrane transport. Lineage: Eukaryota; Fungi; Ascomycota; Sordariomycetes; Amphisphaeriales; Sporocadaceae. Gene Ontology annotation, molecular function: transmembrane transporter activity. The transcript is spliced from 3 exons. Gene Ontology annotation, cellular component: fungal-type vacuole membrane. The coding region runs from base 1 to 1353 and encodes 450 amino acids.